AUGGCGGAGAUCCGGCUCGGCCCUCAUCCACACUGCUCGGCGUGGAGGGGUCACAUGGCGCGGCAGCGGCGAUUUGGCGCCGUCCUCAUCCAUGGCGCCGAUGUGGAAGGUGUCGAAGACGUGGAUCUUGCUUGCCGCAUGGUGAGGGCGACAGCGAUGGGACGUCCUCGGUGGAGAAGGCGGAGAUGGCCAUGGUGUGCGACACAGGGAGUAAGGGUAUUUAUGUUUUUUUUUCUUCUAGCAUUGAUACGCGUGAAGACUCCUAUAAGGUGUAAAUCUGGUAUAGAUCUAAUCAUGGCAAAUUUCAACUCGUCAGAACCUCGAGACUCUAGAGAACCAACUUCACCCGCACCAUCAACAUCGUCUUCUAUAUCAAGGGAAAAAGGUGACCUGGCAGAAGUUGAUGAUCCUGAAAGUGCAAUGUCCACUGUUGCUCGAUUGUUGGAAGACCUCCAUGCUAGCAUGGUAUCUCCAUCAGGGAAGGAAGCUACAACCAGAAGGUUACUUGAACUGGCCAGAGCAAAAAAGGAGGCAAGGAUUUUGAUAGGUAGCCAUUCUCAGGCAAUGCCACUACUUAUAUCUACCCUUAGAGUUGGGUCAUCUGCAGCAAAAGUAAAUGCUGCAGCUCUACUUAGUGCACUCUGCAAGGAAGAGGACCUGCGUGUGAGGGUCCUCUUAGGAGGCUGUAUACCACCCUUAAUCUCUCUUUUGAAGUCUGAAUCUGCUGAAGCGAAGAAGGCUGCUGCUGAAGCUAUUUAUGAAGUGUCUUCUGGUGGGCUUUCAGAUGAUCACAUAGGCAGGAAAAUAUUUGUGACUGAAGGUGUUGUGCCAACUCUGUGGGACUUGCUUAAUCCUAGGUCUCGCCAAGAUAGAGUUGUUGAGGGCUUUGUGACUGGGGCUUUAAGGAAUCUCUGUGGGGACAAAGAUGGUUACUGGAAGGCCACACUUGAAGCUGGAGGUGUUGAAAUUAUUACUGGUCUUCUUUCAUCCAAGAAUACUGCUUCACAGUCAAAUGCUGCCUCUCUAUUGGCACGGUUUAUCUCUGCUUUUGGUGAUAGCAUUCCCAAAGUUAUAGAUGCUGGGGCUGUUAAGGCUCUCCUUCACCUUCUAAACCGAGAUAAUAUCAUUUCUGUUCGUGAAAGUGCGGCUGAUGCUUUGGAGGCCCUGUCUUCCAAGUCUAGUAUUGCAAAGAAAGCUGUGGUGGAUGCAGGAUGCCUUCCUAUUCUGAUUGGAGCUGUUGUAGCGCCCUCAAAAGAAUGCAUGCAGGGUGAGACAUGUCAUUCUCUACAAAGCCAUGCUGUCCGUGCUUUAUCAAAUAUUUGUGGGGAACAACUUCUCUGUUGCUUUACCUUGGUGAGCUCUGCCAAGCACCCCGUCACCUGUUCCCUUGCUGACAUUCUUGGAGCACUUGCUUAUUCAUUGAUGGUUUUUGAUGGCUGUGAUGGUAAAUCCUUUGACCCAGUUGAGAUUGAAAAUACUUUGGUUGUGCUCCUAAAAUCUCAUGACAGCAAGCUUGAUCGUAUUCUUGAGGCUUUAGCAAGUCUAUAUGGGAAUGAUUGUCUCUCUGACAGGCUUGAUCACUCUAAUUCUAAGAAGGUUCUUGUUGGGCUGAUUACCAUGGCUCCUGCUGAUGUUCAAGAACAUCUUGUUCGUGAGCAGCAGCAGGAAUAUGCAGUUUCCUUAUUGGCUAUCUUGAGUGAUGAAGUAGAUGACAGCAAGUGGGCAAUAACAGCUGCUGGAGGUAUCCCUCCACUUGUCCAACUACUAGAAACAGGAUCUCAAAAAGCAAAGGAGGAUGCAGCUUACAUCAUGUGGAACAUGUGCUCUGACAGUGAUGAUAUCAGGGCAUGUAUUGAGAGUGCUGGGGCUGUUCUGGCACUAAUUUGGCUUCUAAAGAGUGGUAGCCCUCGUGGACAAGAGGCAUCAGUUAAAGCACUCAAGAAGCUGAUACGAUCAGCAGAUUCUGCUACGAUCAAUCAGUUACUAGCAUUACUGCUCAGUGAUUCAUUGAGCUCAAAGGCUCAUGUCAUUACAGUUCUCGGGCAUGUCCUUGUGCUGGCGCCUCAGAGAGCUCUUAUCCAGAGUGGAGCCCCAGCUAAUAAAGGCCUUAGGUCACUAGUUCUUGUUCUUGAAUCAUCAAAUGAAGAAACACAGGAGAUUGCUGCAACUGUGUUGGCUGAUAUUUUCACUAUGCGUCAGGAUAUUUGUGAUGUCUUGGCAAUUGAUGAAAUUGUCCAGCCAUGCAUGAAGCUUUUGACAAGUGGAAACCAAGUGAUUGCCACACAAUCUGCCAGAGCUUUAGGAGCACUUUCAUGUUCAGCUAGUUCCAUGUCAAAAAACAAAAUGUCUUGCUUAACUGAAGGUGAUGUGCGACCUCUUAUAGAGAUGGCAAAGACAUCAUCUAUUGAUGUUGCUGAAACAGCAUUUGCUGCAUUAGCAAAUCUCCUAUCAGAUGCACAGAUUGCUAAAGAAGCGUUAGAUGACAACAUUGUCUUGGCUUUGACUAGAGUGCUCAAGGAGGGGAGUUUAGAAGGCAAGAUUAGUGCGUCAUGGUCACUUCGUCAGUUGGUCAACCAGUUUCCCCUCAGUGAAGUUCUCCCAGAUUACUCAGAGUGCUGUUUUAUAAUUCAUGCAUUGUUGGAGGGUUCACAUUAUAGCCCCCCUCUAUGCACUGGUUUUCUUGAAUUUCCAGAAAGCUUAGAACCUUUAGUUCGUUGUGUUAGUAUUGGGCUUCCACCUGUUCAAGAUAAGUCCAUUCAAAUCCUUGCAAGUCUCUGUCAGGGCCGACCUUCUCUACUUGGUGAAUAUUUAAACAGAAGUCAAGGAUGCAUCACUUCUCUUGCUAAUAGAGUUAUAGAGUCAAAUGACAUGGAAAUAAGAAUCAGCAGUGCAGUCAUCCUCAUAUCUGCAAUGAGGGACAGCAGAGAACAGUCGAUCGAUGUUCUUGAAGCACCAAAACUUCUGAAGAAUCUGAUAUCUGCACUCAUUGAUAUGCUGAAGCAACGUUCCUCUUUAACAUCCCUAGACAUUGAAAUUUGGAAACCUUGCACGGAAAAAAGUUUGCUUAGUUAUGAGCAGGAUGUUUUGAGUGUGCCUGAACUUGGAAAGGUUUCUGAAGAAACUGUUGCACUAUGGUUGCUCUCACUGAUUUGUUCUCAUCAUGGAAGGAGUAAAUAUACUGUUAUGGAGCUCAAUGGCGUUGAUGCAGUAUCUGAUAGACUUGCUAGCUAUACUGCUAACCGACAGGAACAGUAUGAAGACUCAGAAAAUAUAUGGACUUGCGCCCUUCUGUUGGCUACUCUGUUUCAGGAUUCAGUGGUUGUUCAAUCUUCUGAAAUAACACGAACAAUACCUUCUUUAGCAUCCUUGCUAAAAUCUGAUGAUAUCAUCGGUAAAUACUUUGCUGCUCAAGCACUGGCUAGCCUUGUUUCCACUGGGAGCAGAGGUAUACAGCUUGCUAUUGCAAAUUCUGGUGCAGUUUUAGGUGCUGUAGCAUUGAUCGGACAGGUAGAAUCUGAUAUGCCAAACCUUGUUACAAUGGCUAGAGAAUUCAAGUUGGCAGACAAUCCAAUGGAUCUACUUAAACCAAUGCCAGACAGGCCAGGUGCACCUCUGAUUGCUUUGCACCUUCUGACUCAACUAGCGGAAGGUAGUGAGGCAAAUAAAGUUGCUAUGGCAGAGGCUGGAGCUUUAGAUGCCUUGACUAAGUAUCUAUCUUUAAGCCCUCAAGACUCAACUGAAACUACUAUAACCAAUUUGCUAGGGAUUUUAUACAGUAAUCCUGAUCUUCUUUACCAUGAAUCAUCACGCAGCACUUCAAAUCAGCUGGUAGCUGUCUUACGUUUGGGCUCGAGAAGUUCUAGGCUUAGUGCAGUAAGGACGUUGCAGAAACUCUUUGAUGCAGAGAAUAUAAGGGACACCGAAGUGGCCCGGCAAGCUAUUCAACCAUUACUUGACAUGCUUGGGUCAGGAACUGAAAUAGAACAGCAGGCAACACUUGGUGCACUUAUCAAGCUUUCUGCUGGGACUAUCUCUAAGGAUUCUUCUAUGUUUGAUGUAGUAGGGAACACAAUUGAAAAUCUUUACAAAAUUUUAUCCUUCAGUUCGUCACUGGAGCUUAAAAAAGAUGCUGCUCAACUCUGCUAUAUUUUAUUUGAGAACUCAACUGUACGUGCAUCACCAAUUGCAACAGAAUGUCUUCAACCCCUGAUAUCACUGAUGACAUCAGGAUCUAGUUUGGCUAUCGAACCAGCAGUUUGUGCUCUAAACAGAUUACUGGAUGAUGAUUACAAUGCAGAGGUUGCUGCAACUAGUGAAGUUAUUGAUCUUCUUGUCAGUUUUGUUCCUGGUACAAACUAUCAGUUGUCUGAAGCAUGUAUUGGUGCUCUCAUAAAGUUGGGCAAGGACCGUCCAAACUGCAAGCUUGACAUGGUUAAAGCUGGUAUCAUUGAGCAUGCACUUGAUAUGAUUCUUGAUGUUCCUGUAUCUGUUAGUUCAUCCAUUGCUGAAUUGCUUCGCAUUUUGACAAACAACAGUGGCAUUGCUAAAAGUUCUGCUGCUGCAAAAAUGGUGGAGCCACUUUUCUUGCUUUUACGUCGCCCUGAUGUUACUAUGUGGGACCAGCACAGUGCCUUGCAAGCACUUGUGAAUAUUCUGGAGAAACCUCAGAGUCUAGCAGCAUUGAAGUUGACUCCCAGUCAAAUAAUUGAGCCUUUAAUAUCAUUUCUUGAAUCUCCCUCUCAAGCAAUUCAGCAACUUGGCACAGAGGUGCUCUCACAUCUUCUAGAACAGGAACAUUUUCAACAGGAUAUCACCACCAAAAAUGCAGUUGUUCCUCUGGUGCAGCUUGCUGGUAUUGGAAUCUUGAGCUUACAACAAACUGCAGUUAAAGCACUUGAAAACAUCUCACAGAGUUGGCCCAAGGCAGUAAUUGUCCAGGAUGAUCCUCAGCCAAGUCAAGCAUUAUGGGAAUCUGCAGCACUUGUGUUAUGCAAUGUUUUGCGUUAUAAUUCUGACAACUAUGUCAAAGUCUCAAUGGCUGUACUUGUGAGAUUGCUGAACUCCACCAUGGAGAGUACCGUCACGAUAGCUCUCAGUGCUCUACUUGUUCAAGAGAAAAGUAGCUCACGCCGUGCUGUGGCCAUGGCUGAGGCUGGGGCAGUACGUGCACUCUUGGAGCUCCUGAAGAGCCAUCGAUGUGAGGAAUCUGCAGCAAGAUUGCUUGAAGCGCUGAUAAACAAUUCAAGGGUCCGUGAAACAAAAGUUGCCAAGUAUGCUAUUGCUCCUCUCUCACAGUACCUGUUAGACCCUCAGUCUAAGAACCAGUUAGCAAAGUUUCUGGUGACUCUUGCACUAGGUGACAUUUUCCAGCAUGAAGCACUUGCUAGGGCAAGUGACUCUGUGUCUGCCUGCCGUGCUCUUGUAAGCCUUCUUGAGGACCAGCCUACGGAUGACAUGACAACAGUUGCUAUUUGUGCACUGCAAAGCUUAGUGAUGCACAGCAGGACAAACAGGCGCGCUGUUGCUGAAGCUGGGGGCAUUUUGGUUGUGCAAGAAUUGCUUCUUUCACCAAAUGUGGAUAUUUCAGGACAGGCUGCUCUUCUAAUCAAGUACCUAUUUUCAAAUCAUACACUGCAAGAAUACGUGUCGAAUGAGCUUAUCAGAUCUCUCACUGCUGCCUUAGAGAGAGAGCUGCUGUCUACGUCAACCAUCAAUGAAAUUAUUCUGAAGUCCAUAUAUGUGAUAUUCAGCAACUUCAAAAAGGUACGGUUUUCUGAGGCGGCAACCUUGUGCAUACCACACCUGGUUUGUGCUUUGAAGGAUGGAAAUGAGGCUGCCCAGGAGAGUGUGCUUGACACCCUUUGCUUGCUUAAAGAAUCUUGGCCACAAAUGAAUGAAGACAUCGCUAAAGCCCAAUCCCUGAUUUCAGCUGAGGCCAUACCUGUACUACAAAUGCUUAUGAAGACAUGUCCUCCCAGUUUUCAUGAGAGAGCUGAUAGUUUGCUGCAUUGCUUGCCUGGUUGCUUGACAGUGACCAUCAUUCGUGGGAAUAAUUUGAAACAGACAAUGGGGGGUACAAAUGCAUUUUGUUGCCUGCAAAUAGGAAAUGGUCCUCCAAGGCAAACUAAGGUGGUAAACCACAGCAUCUGCCCAGCUUGGAACGAGGGUUUCACCUGGUUAUUUGACGUCGCCCCUAAAGGGCAGAAGCUCUACAUCAUAUGCAAAAGCAAAAAUACAUUUGGAAAGUCAACGCUCGGAAGAGUCACCAUCCAGAUCGACAAGGUUGUCACCGAGGGUGUAUACAGCGGGUUCUUCAGCCUCAGCCACGACGGCGGUCGUCUCGGGAUUGUUAGCCUUGCUGCUGUAACAGGUUUUGGACCCAGGCACAAGCAAUCUUGGUGUCGGCUGCUGCCAUGGCGCAUCCCACGCAUGAUGCGUGACAGGCGCCAUGUGGCGAAGCAGAUGAAGCUUCUCAGGGCCAAGGUAGAGGAUGUGAGCCACAGGAAAAGGCGCUACCGCCUCAACGAAGGCGGCGGAUCGUCUAGCUCCAAUACUGCCGCUAGUAGUGCUGGUGACACUGCUGCUGCCUCUGCAGCAGCUGUCAUGUUUGGUUUUGGUAUCAACGAAGCAAGUGUGGUGUCAGAGCUCAAACAAUUGUCUGCUGAUCAGAUCAUCUAUGCUUUCUACAAGGAGAGCUCUCAAGACAUAGCACAUUCGGCAGAGUCAACAUCAACCUCAAUGCUGCCCACAUCUGAGAUUCAAGAGGACCAACACAAGGAUACUGAUGGAAAGAUGAUGGUUGAAAACAUGACAGCAGGGGUGAUUGCAGUGUGGGGAAUGGAUGGUAUUGGAAAGACCACUCUAGUUACAGAUGUUUACGAAAGAAUAAAGCUCAAUGACAAGUUUACAAAGCAUGCUUUUGUGACCCUGUUUCGCCCUUUCAAGCUUCAGGAGCUUCUUAGGAGUAUAGCUAUCCAGCUAGAUGCAGAGUCAUCCGGAAAGAAGGGUGUGAUGGAUUUUGUUCGUGACAACAAAAAAGAUUAUGCAUCGAUGUCUGCAGAAGAUUUGACUGAUGCAUUGGACCGGCUUUCAGAGAAUAGAAAGUGUCUGAUUGUUGUCGACGACCUAUUAUAUACCCCAGAAUGGGAUACAAUAAUAAAAGAAUUCUAUAAAAUUAAAAAGGCAAAAAGCUGGACCAUAGUGAUCACCACAAGGCAAAAGAUAUUGCUGAGCAUUGUUGCAAGAAACUGGAAUGUAUACACAAGCUCAACAUUCUAG
Messenger RNA from Miscanthus lutarioriparius, 7278 nucleotides. Lineage: Eukaryota; Viridiplantae; Streptophyta; Magnoliopsida; Poales; Poaceae. The record is from the annotation of a GenBank genome assembly.